AUGGCGGAGUUUGGUUUAUCAGUUAGAGCGACUUAUACAAUUAUAUCAGACGAGCAGUUAGAUACAACAACGUUGGAAAUUUUGACUAGUUUUCCAAACAUUGGCUAUAAACGAAUGACUGGUCAUUUGCGAUCUCGAGGAAUGAGAAUCCAGCAAAAAAAAAUUCGAGAGUCAAUGCGAAGGGUGGAUCCACAGGGGACUCUUGUUCGUGCAUUGGAAAUGAACAUCAUACAUUGCAGAGCAUAUUCAGUCCCGUCACCUUUAGGUCUAUGGCACAUUGAUGGUAACCAUAAGCUAAUAAGGUAUGCUACAGUGCAGGGGUGUAUAUAGUUACCAGAGGGGUUACUUUCUCCCCUGCCAAGGUCUCGAAAGGGUUAUUUUUUUCCAUUAUUCAGGAGUGGUAUAAGAAAUGAACCCCAAAGAAAAUGAUGGAUAGUUGAGAAAUUGUUAGUGAGGGAUGUUGGAGGGGUCCUCCCCAGAAAAAGUUUGUAUUUUUGAGACUCCAUGCCUAGAUUUCUUGGAUUUUAGAGACAUUUUUAUAUAUCUCAUCUAAAUGGACUGAUCUUUCCUUCUUUCCCCUGGUCAAUCCCUGAGGAAUGACAAAUAUAGUGCUAACGCUGCAGGGUAGGGAUCAAGUGACCAUACCCUGUAGUAGGUCAUAAUUCCCCAAACCAAAGUACAGUAGCUUAUUCAACUUUUGAAAGAAGAUGUUAUUACAAAACAUAAAUGGUACAAGGCAAAACAAUUGCAUAAUCCAAUGGUAACAUACUACGUAGCUUUCAAAUUCCCUGCCUCAGGAAGAGCCAAAUUGCAAAUGCCCCACUUUUGCCAGAGAGGAAUGGAUUUGACUGGUCACAUCCUGGUUUGAAAGGUCUUCUGUCAAUUUGAGGUAUACGUCCUUGAUCAAUUUUCGCUGGCUUGAGGGGGUAUACUAAAUCGGUUCAUAUUAUGUUCAUUUAGGUGGAGAUUUGUUAUUCACGGUUGUAUCGAUGGGUUUUCUCGCAUGGUUGUGUAUUUGGGAUGUUCCACUGAUAAUAAAGCUGCUACCGUUUUUACCCUUUUUAUGGAUGGUGUGACAGAGUUUGGUUUGCCUUCACGAGUUAGAUCCGAUAAAGGGGGUGAAAAUGUUGAUGUUGCCUGGUUCAUGCUUACACACCCACGUCGAGGCCCUGAUCGUGGAAGCCAUAUCACUGGUCGAAGUGUCCACAACCAGCAGAUUGAAAGGAUGUGGAGAGACCUUUUCGCUGGCUGUACUCACCUUUUCUACGAGUUGUUUCACUUCAUGGAGGAAUGUGACAUCUUAGAUGCAUCAAAUGAACAUCAUUUGACUGCUCUUCAUUAUGUAUAUCAACCUAGAAUUAACAGGAGCUUAGCAGAUUUUAAAUCCGGUCACAAUAAUGGGCCUAUUAGCAGUGAAGGUAAUCAAAGUCCUGAACAACUUUGGAUUAAUGGCAUGAUAAGGAAUAGGAACCCUCAUGGGACAGUUGCAAGAGAGUUUGCAGAACAGGUAAAUGUAGUAAAUACAACAAGUCAUAUUAUUCUGUAUAUAUUGAUUAAUUAAUAACACUUGUGUUAUUAAGAACAGUGCUGAGAAGUAAUAAUAAAUUAAUAGUAUUGCUUAUUAAUUAAGCAAUGGAGUAAAAUAACACAAUUAAAUAUUCCAAUUAAUUAACCAACUAAUCUUUACAUAACUGAUAACAAGUUUUCAUUAACCAUAAAAUAUUCUGUUCAUAAUCAUAAAUACGCUUUUAAUUCGACCAGCGAUUGUAGAAUUCAACAAUUUCUAUUGAUAGCUCGCAUCUUUACAUGUCGGAAAUGAAUUGAUACACGGUCGACUCUACUUUAACAUGUGGUGUCUUCUGUCUCCAGAAAAUUCCACCAAAAUCUAUGUAG
Molecule: messenger RNA, 1893 nt
Organism: Paramuricea clavata
Lineage: Eukaryota; Metazoa; Cnidaria; Anthozoa; Malacalcyonacea; Plexauridae
Source: the annotation of a GenBank genome assembly